AUGCUCCUCUCGCUCUCUCUGACCGUCUUCUUCUUCCUCUCCUCUUCGGGUUUUGGCAUGGAGAUGAACCAGACUUCCAAGCUGCUGGGGGAGAGCGGAGAGCAGUGCUCGGCCUGCGACUUCCGGGAGCACAGCAAGCAGAUGAGGCUCCACAGCAUUAAAUCUCAAAUCCUCAGCAUCUUGCGUCUGGAGCAGGCGCCCAACAUCAGCCGCGACAUGAUCCGCCAGCUGCUCCCCAAAGCGCCUCCUCUGACGCAGCUCCUGGACCAGUACGACCCGCGGGUGGAAGACGAGGAGCACGCAACCACGGAGACCAUCAUCACAAUGGCCACCAAGCACAAUCCGAUCGCCCAGGACGAGUUGUCGUGUUGUCUGUUCAGCCUCAGUCCAAAGAUCCAGCCCAAAAACAUCCUGAGCGCUCAGCUGUGGGUUCACCUGCGGCCCGCCGACGUGGUCACCACCGUCUUCCUGCAGGUCUCCCGGCUCAAACCUGGCAAAGAGGGAAACAACACCCGCGUCCGGGUUCGCUCCCUGAAGAUCGACGCCGGCGCCGGCUCCUGGCAGAGCAUCGACAUCAAGUCUCUGCUGCAGGCUUGGCUGCGUCAGCCAGAAACCAACUACGGCAUAGAAAUCAACGCCUACGACUCCAGAGGAGAAGAUCUGGCCGUCACCUCAACAGAACCUGGAGAGGAAGGACUGCAACCAUUCAUUGAGGUAAAGAUCCUCGACAAUCUCAAGAGAUCCCGUCGGGACUCAGGCCUCAACUGCGACGAGGAGUCUGCGGAGACACGCUGCUGUAGAUACCCGCUCACCGUCGACUUCGAGGAGUUCGGCUGGGACUGGAUUAUCGCUCCCAAACGCUACCGGGCAAACUACUGCUCGGGGGAGUGUGAGUUCCUGCACCUGCAGCAGUAUCCACACGCACACCUGGUGAACAAGGCCAACCCACGGGGCACUGCCGGGCCCUGCUGCACACCCACCAAGAUGUCUCCCAUAAACAUGCUGUACUUCAACCGCAAGGAGCAGAUCAUCUACGGGAAGAUCCCCUCCAUGGUGGUCGACCACUGUGGCUGCUCCUGAGGGGACCAGGAAUCCUGCAGGAUGAAAUUUCCAACAAAAGUGAUGCAAAAAUGUUGAAUAUUGCACAAAUCUUUAAUUUGACUUAGUAGUUUAAGAAAAAACAGCCAAUAAACAGGUUCUGAAGAUGUUAAAAAAAAAGUCAUCCACAAAAAAAAGUUCUUGCAACAAAUUCAAAGUUUAC
Archocentrus centrarchus (flier cichlid) is the source of this 1261-nucleotide messenger RNA. Its product is annotated as growth/differentiation factor 8-like. The transcript has 3 exons. The record is from RefSeq and is a predicted model, not a curated record. Bases 1 to 1080 code for a protein of 359 amino acids. Gene Ontology annotation, cellular component: extracellular region. Lineage: Eukaryota; Metazoa; Chordata; Actinopteri; Cichliformes; Cichlidae. Gene Ontology annotation, molecular function: growth factor activity; cytokine activity.